Messenger RNA from Populus euphratica (Euphrates poplar), 3099 nucleotides. Its product is annotated as cytospin-B-like. NCBI's taxonomy places the organism in Eukaryota, Viridiplantae, Streptophyta, Magnoliopsida, Malpighiales, Salicaceae. Gene Ontology annotation, biological process: meiotic cell cycle. The coding region runs from base 192 to 2798 and encodes 868 amino acids. The record is from RefSeq and is a predicted model, not a curated record. The transcript is spliced from 11 exons.
AUGCCAGCAACAUAGUUAUUUCGAAAUCACCAAAAUUUAGAAUUUUCUCUCAAACCGUCUCUUCACUACAUCUCCCUUCUCCGCGAUUCCCUUGUUUUUAAAAAAUAAAAUAAAAUUGAGCCCAGAGAUCAUCACCGCCAAAUAAUCUAUUUCUUGUGGUAUACAUUUCAUACCUGCUUGGCUGAAGCAACAUGAUGGAGGUUGAUACGGGACAUAAAUUACAAGAUGAUCAAAUGAGCGACUGUCGCAGUUUUGGCAGCAAUUAUCAUCAAUCUAGCCAAUCUAGAAAGAUUUCGAUUGGAAUUCUGAUUGACUCAUUGCCAAAGAAAAGAUCCAGAGGCACGAAGGAAGAUGAAGCUGCAGUGCCAGAUAUAGAAAGGGUAAAUUCUAAGAAAGAAAGUUCAGUUGAAAGCAAAAAAAAGGGAAAAGGUGCCAUUGAUGCUACCACUAAAGGGAAACAAACUGAAGCUCCUAGGCGGGUCCCUUCCCCUUGGACUACUACAAGAUCCUCUCACCAAAAAUCACCAAUUUCUGAGGGUGUUCUUCACGCUGUAGGAACUUCCAGCUUACCACGCUCUACUGGGAGGAGGAACGGGAUUAGCACAGCAAAGAAUGUGCCUGUAACACAUCCAGUAGAGUUUUUUGCCGAACAAACAUCAAAUUCACAUUCUGGUGAUGGAAAGGAGAAGUUUGGUGGAUUCACAUACAAAAGGAAGGGAAGAGAGGAUAGAAACUCACAGCCAGGAGAGGAAUUUACAUUUGCAACUGCACAAGAAGGCUCUACGGUGGAUAAAGUGGCAACAGAUGAUAAAACGGAAGAGAGAACUGAAAUUUUGAAAAUGAAACUAUGGGAGAUAUUGGGAAACGCUUCUUCACCAACAAAUCAGCCAUCUAAUUCUCAGGUUCAUCAGACUGGUGCCAAUAAUUUAAAUCCGGAGCAAAUUCUUAACCAAGCAGAUGAUGUGGUUGUCAAGCCUAGACAGAGCCCAGAUACCAUAGAAACUGAUUCUGAAAGUCCCAAUCAUAUUAUGAAGAGACCAGUGACUCGUUCUUUGACCCGAAAGAGAGCUUCAACUGAACAGAAACCAGAGAAAAAUAAAGUUGGUCCAUCCUCCAGUUACAGACAAAAACUUCAAGAGAAGAAUGUCUUCUCCUUUGAAGAAAUAUUGCCUGGAAAACAAAAUGUUGCUGUCAAUGGUGGCUCCUCAAUGUCUACAAUGAAGAAAGGCCAGAUAAAGAGUUGCGGCAUCGAACCAUGUAAGACUCACCUCAGUGAAGACUACAAUGCAGAUAAGAUUCAGGAAGGAAUUCACAAGAGUGAAAGAUCACUCCCUGCUGAGAAAACAUCUUCUCUUAGCAAUAAAAAGGGAAACAUUCACUGUUCUCUUCAGAAUAAGAGAGAGUGCCGUGAACCAAAGAAUGGAAACAAAGAAAGAGAUUCCAAUCAAUCUGCAAGGGAAGCAUCGUUCUCUGCUGAGAAAACAUUUUCACUUAGCAAUAAAAUGGGAAAUUUUCAUGGUUCUCCUAGGAACAAGAGAGAGCACCUCGAACUGAAGAAUAGAAACCAAGAACGAUAUUCCCAUCAAUCUGGAAGGGAAGAUUCCCACCAGUCCCCCUGGACAGACGUGACUGAUCAACAGAAGGAUUUUAACAGCCCAGCAGCACCUGAACAUGGGGAUCAACAAGAAAACUUUGACACUCCCUCCUCAAAUAGUGCUGUCAACCCACAUGAUGAUUUCCAGAGUCCAACAUUCAAAAUCAAUUCCCCUACCUUAAGUUCCUUCCCAAGCUCAAUGCCAAAAUCUGAUCAGAUAAAGCAGGUUUUUGCCAGCCCUGAACAAGCAAUGAGAAGCUUUACAGUCGGAAAAAUCCAUAGCUUCUGGACUCUCAGGAAUUCAAAUGCAGGUUGUUUUGCCUCAAAUAUUCAAACAGAAUCACCUGAUAUUGCAGCAGAACUUAUGGAUUCCCCACCAAACAAAACAUUACCUGUUAAGGGGAAAAGAGAUGUGGAAGGUGGUCUCUCUGAAUCAUCUCUUGAAUGUGGAUACUCUGAGAGCUCCGAAGAUGGUUCACCUCUUGUUAAGGGUCGCAAGGAAGAAGAAAACUGCUCUACUGAAACUGCAACAGCUGAAAAAUCAAAGUUCAUGCUUCAUCCAACUAAAAGGUUCUGCAACCACAAAGGUGAAAAAGUGAGAGUAUUUAGUCCCAACCCGCUCUCCACAACAGGCAUUGUUGAAACUGAGUUGACUCCUGAGAUUUCAGAACAAAACCAAGGGGAUGAACUAGAAAGGGUCAUCUUGCUAUUUGUCAUGGCUUUAGAAAACUUCCGAAAGAAAAUGAAGUUGGAGACUAGAAAGAAAUCCUCUGAUAUUUUGAUGUCUGUCUCAGAGAAGAUGCAUCUACAGUUGCAGAAUAUUGAGUCACAAAUCCAAACAGAUCUGGGUAAGCUGUCAAGUGUUAGUAAAUCAAAAAGAAAACGGCUGGAGUCUAGAUUUGAAGAACAACAAGAACAGCUAAAUUUGAUACACGAUAAAUUCAAACAAGAUAUUUACCAGCAUCUCCAGGAUUGUAAAAUCACUCUUGAAGGACUAGAAUUGCACCAGAUUGACUUCAAAGGAACUGUGAAAAAGCAAAAAGCAUCACACCAGAAGCUUCUAAUGCAAGCGGAAGAAGCAGUGAAGACACAGCUAGAUGAUGCACAAAGAAUAAUCACAGCUGUACACGAGUCAGCAAGGGAAAAAAUGCUCCAGUUGAAGUAUGUUGUAGGCAAGGGCUUGAAUGAGGGUGGUCUAAGUUGAUGUUCAUGAUGGCUAAAGAGAUGGGGACUUUGCACGGAGACCAGUGUUGGAAGAGGCUGAAGGGUUUUAUGAUAGAGUCUCUUAGAGGUUGAGCUCGUUACCUUUUCUCAGGUUACAAAAUUGCACAUCAUUCUGUGGAAUCUGUCAUUCAUUUCAUAAUUGCGCUGGGAUCAUGAGAAAUAAACAACUUGUAGCGUGUAAUUUCGAGUCACGUGUCCACGGUGUUGCAGUUGAGCUUUAUAGUAAACAAUAGUGAGAUUAUUCAUUUAAUAGCCAACAACAGAUUAGAUAGUUUGAUGCC